This is a messenger RNA of Didymodactylos carnosus, 2490 nucleotides long. NCBI's taxonomy places the organism in Eukaryota, Metazoa, Rotifera, Eurotatoria, Philodinida, Philodinidae. The record is from the annotation of a GenBank genome assembly.
AUGAAUCUUCGUGGGUACUUUGCAUUGAACGGUUUUUUAGACGCUUUUUCUUUUUUACCAUGUAGUGCUGAUAUGGAUCGUGAUGCGUUAGAUUUAGAUUUAGAUCAAAUGGAUAUUAGAAAAAGUCAAACAAGUUUAACGAGUGCAAAUGAACUUAUGUAUUUAGGAGAGGUAAGUAAUUGUAUAACAUUUAACAAUGUUUUAUUAUGUUAUUUUUAACGUAACAAGUUUUAUUAUAUAAAAAAAGAAAAAAAACAAUUCGUUAAUUCAGUUUUUAUAACAUCUCAUAGACUGAUGCUGUUUGACACAUGUUGUGUGUAUAUGCGUCCUAUAUUUAGUUGAAUUUUUAAGCUCAGUUUUAUUCUUUUAUAGUUUUAGAAAUUAUAGCAUUGAAUUUGAUUAGUCUUUUGACGUGCUGUUCCGUUGUUCUUCCUUUUGAAUCUCUCUUAUUACAAAGAAAAAUAAAUAGAUUCAAAUUGUCCUAUUUUUCUGCCGUCAAGAAUUGAACCAAUAACAAGUAAAAUGCCGCUAAAACUAGAGUAAAUAAACAAUAAUUUCUAUCGUGAUAAAUCUAAACUGUCAAAAUGAUAAUAUUUUAUAUUAGCAUUCUUCUUCUCUACCUUAGUUACGGCAAACAAUAAUGAAUUUGUCUUAAGAUUAGAACCUUAAUUAGAAUUAAUUAGAACCUGAAAAAAUUGAUGUCUCCUCUUCAACUGUAGAAGAUAAUUUAUAUUCCACUACAAACUCAAAAGGCUACUAGUUCACACAAGGGAUCUACAAAAAAUUGUAACAAAAAAGAUUGAUUUUGUACCAUAACUCAUGAUAUUCAACUUCUUUUAUUAAUGGUAUGAAACGAAUCGCUUCGUUUAAUAAAAUUUUUUUAAAAUUAGUGAACUAUUGUGUUAGAAAUACAACUUUUUGAAUAAAUUAUGAGUAUUCAGGGGCCCGUAAUACGAAAAAACUUAAGUCACAGUUUGGAUUUAAGUCAGAACUUAAGUCUCUGGACUAAAGUUUUACCGUAUUACAAAAAAAUUUAAAUCCCAGCGUGAUUUAAGUCAUGGAAAAUGUAGUCUUAAAGUUAAGUCGAACUUAAGUCAUUGACGCAUUUUUCGAAUAGCUGAGUCAUUUAAAGAUACGAUUUGACAAACACGGCUUUUUAAAGUUUAGAGAAUAAAUAUUUCGUUAUUUUGCGGGUUUUUAUCCCAAGUUUGUCACUGUUGCCAACGACUUUCAAAAAGUAGAUAAAUCCCCAACUUAAGUCUUUUCGUAAUACGGUUUAUGUCCCCAGACUUAAAUUGGUCUUAAACUUAGACUUAAAUCACGACUUAAGUUUUUUUGUGAUAGGAGCCCAGGGCACGCUUAGUCCUAUAAAUGAGAUAGAAAUGAACGACUUUGUCCAUUCAAUUGUAUUCCAUUACUACACCUAUUCUCUUACAGCUUUCAGACUCUCGUUUCUGUGAAAUCGUUAUUAAUUACUGUUACGAGAAACAUUCGUUCGAAAUCAGGUGUCAAUAGAAAAUAAUAUUUCCACUCCACUUUUUCAAUGGUAUCUGGUGUGAGAAAAGUUUCUGUUCUAUGUAGUCAUCAUGUAGAGAAAAGUCAUGAGCAAUAAUUCAGUUAGUGUUAAAACAUAUUACAGUUAAGUAGAAUCUCUUCACAAUCUGAUUUGAAAAUCAUAUAUUAUCAGUAUCAAUCAUAAGUAGUGCAUUAAUGGUGAUUGUACAUAUACAUACAUGCAUAUUCCUCAAAACCUCACUCUAUGUAAGGCACAUCAAAUUCGAAGUUUAAGCACUAUUAAAUUGUUGACUAUAUUAUCCAUGGUUCGAUGGAGCUCGACGAACUGAUAAAAAAUAUCUAGAUUUUAAUUGAAAAAGAUUGGAUUUUGAAAGAGACAUUUUCAAAAUACUGAAAGGAUCUAGAAUUUCAUAAAACCGUUAGAUUGUAAAAAUUAUUGAAUAUUUUUUUCGUAUUCCAUUUAAAAAAGCCACAUAAUGUGUCUAAAAUUGAAUCUCAUGUCCAGAGAGAGUCUAAGGUGCGCGAAUAAAUUUUGGAAAUCUAUCUAGUUUCUUCUGUUAAGAGAUGUAAGCUUGAUUUAUAUCACGUUCAAUUCGUCUUUACGCAACCAAAAAAAGUAUGCAUGGCUUUUAUUGAAAUUCCCUUUCGUUGCUGAGAAAAUUCAUUUUUUCUAAAUCCUAGACGAAAAAGUCAGAAUUCUGCCCGAAAUUCUCAAUUGUCUCCAUCAGAACGCAAUUUUGAUGCAAUAAAAAUAUCAUAUCCAGAAUCAGAUUCAAACACUGAGUCAAUUAAUGUAUAUUUCGAUUGUAUUCGACUGCUUUAUUUUUUGUCGAAUUUCCACGUUAAAUUAUUAUCGAGACGUUCACCAAAAAAUGAAAAUGAACUAAAAAUUUCGAACUAUACAUUAGCCGACUCGGUUUUUGAUCCUGAUUCUGGAUAUGAUAUUUUUAUUGCAUCAAAAUUGCGUUCUGAUGG